AACAAAGUUAAAUGAAAGUAAAAUAAAGUAAAAGUAACGGUAAAUGAAAUAAAUACAAACAAAUUGCAGACACUAAAGAGAAAGAGUGAGUGUAAAUAGAAAAUAGAGCAAAUCAAAACAACAAAAAAAAAACAUGAUACCGGUAUAAAUGCAAUAAAAUGCAUAAAUAAAUAUUAAAAUUAGAAAAGAUCUAAAAACAAUAGAUACAUAAAUUAAAAAGAAGGUAUUGGAAUUAAAAAAAAAUCUAUUAAAAUUUAAAAAAUAGCAACAUUUCUAGAUAACAAUGAGUACAACUCAUGUAUAUUUUGCCGAUAUGCCAGUGGCAGCGGCUGUUCGAGAAGGCCAUACACCCCUGGAUGCCUUAAAUGAUGACGCAAUACAUCACAGCCGCAGUAUAUCACCCAAUUGUAGUGGCAAUUCGCCAAUACCUCGUUAUGAACGUAAUAUGGGCUUCUUUCGUCAACUGAGUCGACGUUUUGGUUUGAGGUCAAAUGAUGACCUAGUUUAUACGGCCAGCAAUGAGGAGGACAAUCAAAGUUCAUCGACCGAUUCGUGUUCAUCGCAUACACCACCUUCAUCGGCAAUAGCAUCAGCAGCAUCAUCAACAUCAUCAGCGACAGGCGAUAACAAUAAAAAAGAUACUAAUCUAUUGCUUAACUCUUCUUCUACUGCGGCCUGUGCAGCCAGUGAGUAUGUAUCGUGUGCCUCGAGUGAAACUAGCAGUACAGUUGAUAUUGAUGAACAACUGCAGCAAUUGCAGUUGCAACAACAACAGCGGCAAAGUGCUAAUGAUAAUAAUGAGAAUACUGAUGAAGCUGUAAAACAGCCUAAUGCUUACAAUAAAGAGCGUAAAUCAUUUGCACGUUCUAGUUUUUCGCGCCUUCACCGACGUUCCACCACCUCUUUAAGGCGAGCCUUUGAGGCAUUCUCUCUAUCAUCACGUUCCCUUUCCUGCAGCGGUGUUACACCCCCACCCACUUUACCCACGUCAUCGGCUUCGGCAUCCACCAACAAUGGCACACCCAUUAAAUCUGCUUUGAAAUCAUCCUCUAACCUAGAACUCAAUAAAAAAUCACAAACUUCUUCCUCAGCAGCGACAACUUCAUGUCUUAAGAAAACUUCUUCGUGUUCAGCUUCAUCCUGUUCAGCCUCGGUAACGGGUAAAGCAUCAUCAUCCUCAUCAUCGUCUUCUUCAAAAACCAAAACAAAACCACCGCCACAACGUAUACUACGUCAGCCAGUCUCAUAUACAUAUCUGAAGGGCAUUUCGGGUCUACCAACCCAGAGGGUACCACGUAAUUCGGUAUGUUGUCAGUAUGCCAGACGUUAA
Lucilia sericata (common green bottle fly) is the source of this 1330-nucleotide messenger RNA. RefSeq names its product suppressor protein SRP40. The transcript has 2 exons. NCBI's taxonomy places the organism in Eukaryota, Metazoa, Arthropoda, Insecta, Diptera, Calliphoridae. The record is from RefSeq and is a predicted model, not a curated record. Bases 284 to 1330 code for a protein of 348 amino acids.